Molecule: messenger RNA, 1433 nt
Organism: Exaiptasia diaphana
Lineage: Eukaryota; Metazoa; Cnidaria; Anthozoa; Actiniaria; Aiptasiidae
Product: heterogeneous nuclear ribonucleoprotein D0-like
Exons: 1
Coding region: 7-573 (188 amino acids)
Molecular function (GO): RNA binding
Source: RefSeq, a predicted model, not a curated record
GCUGAAAUGUUACAAUCCAAGAAGAUAAAAGUAGAGGGCUUACCUUUUGAAACCAUUACGGUUGAGAAAUUGAGGGAUUACUUUGAGGCAUUUGGUGACCUGAAAGAAAUUGAUCUGUUGAUCAAUUCCAAGACAAAAACUUGUGCUGCURUUGUUAUAUUUCAAAAAGCAGAUGGUAUCCAAAAUGCACUUGAGAAAGAGAAUCAYCAAAUUGAUGGCUGUGUGGUGAAACUGCUAAGAAUUCMAGAWUCUWCCAAAACUGSAGCAAGAGAGARAACUUUGUUUCUGGAAAACCUUGCUCCUAAAACCACUGAAAAGACACUAAUAAACUACUUUAGUCACUAUGGUCAGAUAACCAAGGCUCAUGUUGUAAAGGACUACAAUACUGGAUUAAGCCAGAGAUAUGGUGUGGUGAAAUUCAGAAAACAUAGAAGUUUGRAUUCAUUUCAAAACAUUUCAGGGCAUGUUAUAGAUGGUUUUCCAGUCACAGCCAGGCGRCGUGGCCUUAAAUUCCGUCCCAAGUUUUUGUUUAAUGAGAUAAGUGGCCUCAAUCUUCAUCUCUCAAAAUCUUAGAAAAUGAUGUUUAAUAUAAACAAUAGCUGACUUGCGAAUUUUGCCUCAAUAGUCACGCACAAAGGAAUCAAGACGAGCCGCUGUGCAUAAAGCUUUUGAAAAGACAAUAGUUUUUCAAAAUCUACUGAGCUUUACACAUGGCGACUUGUCUUGAUUCUUUUGUGUUUGACUAAUGAAGUGAAAUUUGCAAAUCAGCUAUAGCAUUGGAAAUAAAAGACUCAACCCCAGUCUUCUCUCCUCUCUCUGGUGGAUGAAAGGAAUAUCAAAGUUUUGUCAGUCUCAAGAGUAAAGGUGUGUGGUGUGAGAGACGACUAAGUCAAGGGGAGGGGUGAAGGGUUAGUCAGGUGUUAGGUGAAACAUGCCUGCAAACUUACUUUGUGUGGCUUUCAGUGAUUUCAAAUUGUCCUUGAAUUUGAUUAAUGCUCAGUUCAAGCCYGUCUAUAUAGUUARGUUCAAAAAUUAAAUGACAAUACUCCAUUUUUGAGAUCUAUUUCCAUUUGCGCAACCUUUACUUCAAAAGCAUGUAAUAUAUUGAAACACCAUGUGUACACCCUGUUUAAAAAGUAAAAAAAAAAUUAUGCAUGAUUGAAGUUAAGCUUGCCGAAACUUGGGUGUUUAGUGGAAAUGUUGACCAACCACUGUCAGGUUUUCUGAUAUGUAUAUAAGGAGCACAAAAGGCCAUUUUCAUAAGAAUCAUUGAAUAUUGUAAACCAUCAUCAUUUUGUGUAGUUUGUAAGAUAUUCAUAGAGGUAAUUGUGAUUGUCUUUGAAGGCCAGCAGCCUUAAUCAGAAAUGAUUUCACAUUUUAAUUGAAAGCUACUUUGUUUAAAUCAGUAAUUAAAACACAAWUAGCAACACAAA